UCUCAUAAAGGGACUUGGUGAAUUAUGUCGAGAAAUUGUAACCGAGAAUGAACAAAACCAAGGAGCAAGCUAUAACUUCUAUAAAAAUUUAAGACUUGUAGAAUCAUGUCAAGAAAUUGUAGGACUUGCAGAAUUGUGUCAAGGUUCUAUACCGACCUUACAACUGACAUUUACUGCUAAUCAGCUAAAUGGUUCUCCCACCACCUCUACCGAUACAGCAUUAUUCGAUAGCAUGUUUAAUUCAAGUUAUUUGGAAUUUGAAGAAAAUUAA
Messenger RNA from Dentiscutata heterogama, 271 nucleotides. The record is from the annotation of a GenBank genome assembly. Lineage: Eukaryota; Fungi; Glomeromycota; Glomeromycetes; Diversisporales; Gigasporaceae.